UUGUCAUUGGCCACAAAUAAAAAGUUGUUUUCCUUGAAGUGACGGGCUCAUUUUGUUCAUUUUUUGAGAAAAUGUCUGGCAGUUUCCAAGUCUGAAUAACCAGUUUGUCAGUCAUUCUUUUGAGUAAAAAUGAUGUUCCAUGAGAAAAACUGGCUUCCUUUUCCUUUGAUUUUAACUACUCUUAUCCAGGAAAAUCUAGAAUACUGUAGCAUGUUUCUCAGGCCAAGACAGAAAAGUCUUGGGCCUGGUCAGGUGAGGGAGCAGAGAUAAUGAUUUUAAUGACUGCACAUGCCAGUCCCCUGGGCUGGGAGUGGCCACAGUCUAGGGUUCACCUGGCUCCUUGACUGCCCUGGGGAUGUGCAUGCUAAAACAUGGAUCCCCUGUGUGAGUAACCCCUCACUCUCAGAGAUGCUGGUUUUGCCUAGAAUGAAGCAGAAUUUAAUCUUGGAGCUUUUUUGAGCAGAUCCUAAAUCUAGAAAACCCUAGAAUCUUUCCUUGCUCUUUCCCCCAUCUUAUACUUAGGACUAGACUUUUAUCUGGAGAGGCUCUGAAAUUUAAAUUGAAGUGAGAAGGAGUAAUUGUUGCCCAGGGCUGCUGGGUUUAAGGAUCAGUUCCCUAGGCUUUGUGAUGAAGAAAAAUGGUUUGGUAUUUCAUUCAUUCGAUAAACAUUUAUUGUUCAUGUUCCUGUGUGGGAAUACCGUGCCUGAUGUUAAAAAUGCCAGUUGAGAAUAGCUAGUUGAAAGCCUGAGUUGACUUCAGGGCAUAAGGGAUCAUGAUUGCCAGGAAUUUGAAAAAUGGCAGGAGAUUGCAGUCAAAGGGAAUUCUGAACCAAGAGCUUUUCUCUGCCAAAGCAAAAAUUUGCAGAAAUAGUGGUAGUACUGACUGAAUAUAACAUCUCCAGGUCUCGGGAUUCUCACCACCCUCUGUCAGUAAAAAUGAAAAUGUCAGAGAAAAAAGUCCCCGGGCCCCACCAGGGGCAGACACCAAGACUUAGGAUUAAAACAGCUUUGGGAGUAGCCCCAAGAAUUGUGGCCCAGAAAGAGCUCAGGUAUACCAAACUCAGGACAGUGAAUAACUAGAUUCCAAUGUAGCUUUUUAUUAAGAACAGAAUGGCCAAAGGGCAUAGGUAAUAGAUUGUCUACUGCAUGGAACCCUUGGGCUAAGUUUUGCAUCUCUAAUGUCACUUAAUUCUUUGAGCAACCUUAUGCAGUGUAGGUAGUAUCAUCCCGGCUUCAGUUAGGACCUAAUUAGCUUGCCAGGCCCUGUUUUUUCUCCCUUUAACUGGAAAGACAGCCUGUCCUGUAAAUUUGCUUCCAUUGAUGGCUAAUCUCAUUUAUUAUGUGGACCAGUUUGGCUCUAGGAAGAGCCACAUUAUUUCCAUGAAUGAGGCCAUCUCAUUGUAAUCCCCAAGGAACAUGAUCUUCCACUCUUCCACACUUAAGAUUGGAACCAUCCAGGUGAAGGUCCAGGGUAGGGAGAUGGCCUUUCUCUGUGAGAAGCAAAAAUUUGAAAAUUUCAAGCAGUGUCUUGCUAAGCUGUACUGCCAUAGUGAUACUUAACAAAUCUGAUUUAGCCACUAUGUGCCCAGCUGAUCCCAUGCCCUGUGCUACACUGUGAGAGAUCCAGAGAAGAAUCAGACCUGAUGCUUGCCCUCUAGGAGUGCAGCGUAAUAGAAGGGACAGGAAAUGCAGGUUCCCCCCACCUCCACCCAGUCUGUGCAGACUUGCUGCCUGCUAUGUCAUCGGGAACGCAAAGGCUGGGAAGAAGGCCCUUCCCAAAACGGACUGGUGUUGCAGGGUGAGAAGCUGCCCCCUGACUUCAUGCCAAAGCUUGUCAAGAAUCUCCUAGGCGAGAUGCCUCUAUGGGUCUGCCAGAGUUGCCGAAAGAGCAUGGAGGAAGAUGAAAGGCAGACAGGUCGAGAGCAUGCAGUGGCGAUCUCCUUGUCACACACAUCCUGCAAAUCACAGUCUUGUGGGGGUGACUCUCAUUCCUCUUCGUCCUCCUCUUCAUCGUCCUCGUCCUCCUCCUCCUGCCAUGGGAACUCGGGGGACUGGGACCCCAGCUCCUUCCUGUCAGCACAUAAGCUUUCGGGCCUCUGGAACUCUCCGCACUCCAGUGGGGCCGUGCCGGGUAGCUCACUCGGGAGUCCUCCUACCAUCCCUGGUGAGGUUUUCUCUCUCUCGGAGCACCACCGGCACUCAGACCUCACUGCUCCACCCAACAGCCCCACCGGCCACCACCCCCAGCCAGCAUCGCUGAGCCCAUCUCAGCCCGGAUCCUUCGGCUCACCACCCCACCCGCACCUGCUGCCUGCUACCCCGGCAGCGCCUUUCCCUGCCCAGGCUUCAGAAUGCCCUGUUGCCACUGCUGCCGCCCCCCACACCCCAGGGGCAUGUCAGACCCCCCACCUGCCCUCCACCAGCAUGCCGCUCCUGAAGAUGCCUCCACCAUUCUCGGGGUGCAGCCACCCCUGUAGCGGGCACUGCAGCGGGCACUGCAGCGGGCCUCUCCUCCCACCUCCCAGCUCUCAGCAACUCCCUAGCACUCACAGCAGGGACCCUGGGUGCAAGGGGCACAGGUUUACGCACAGCGGCCUGGCCUGCCAGCUCCCCCAGCCCUGCGAGGCAGAUGAGGGCCUGGGUGAGGAAGAGGACAGCAGCUCAGAGCGCAGCUCCUGCACCUCCUCCUCCGCUCACCAGAGAGAUGGGAAGUUCUGUGACUGCUGCUACUGUGAGUUCUUCGGCCACAAUGCGCCACCCGCUGCCCCGACGAGUCGGAAUUACACAGAGAUCCGCGAGAAGCUCCGCUCGAGGCUGACCAGGCGGAAAGAGGAGCUGCCCGUGAAGGGGGGCGCCCUGGGCGGGAUCCCUGGGGAGCCCGCCGUGGACCACCGGGAUGUGGAUGAGCUGCUGGAAUUCAUCAACAGCACGGAGCCCAAAGUCCCCAACAGCGCCAGGGCCGCCAAGCGGGCCCGGCACAAGCUGAAAAAGAAGGAAAAGGAGAAGGCCCACUUGGCAGCAGAAGCUUUAAAGCAGGUGAAUCGUAGUGUUUCUGGAAGCCGGGAGCCAAGGCCUGCCAGGGAGAGGCUCUUGGAGUGGCCUGACCGGGAGCUGGAUCGGGUCAACAGCUUCCUGAGCAGCCGUCUGCAAGAGAUCAAGAACACUGUCAAGGACUCUAUCCGUGCCAGCUUCAGUGUGUGUGAGCUCAACAUGGACAGCAAUGGAUUCUCUAAGGAGGGGGCUGCUGAGCCAGAGUCCCAGCGCCUAUCCCCCUCAAACCUCAAUGGCUCCUCAGAGCAACGGCCUGACAUUAACCUUGACCUGUCCCCUUUGACUUUGGGGUCCUCUCAGAACCACACGCUACGAGUUCCAGGUGAGCCAGCCCCACCGUGGACAGAAAUGAGAGGCUCUCACCCACCAUGGACAGAGGUGAGGGGGCCCCCUCCCGGUAUCAUCCCUGAGAAUGGGCUAGUGAGGAGACUCAACGCCGUGCCCAACCUUUCCCGGGUGAUCUGGGUCAAGACACCCAAGCCAGGCCACCCUAGCCCUGAGGAGCCAAGCCCAAAGGAGGUUCCCAGUUGCAAGCAGGAGCUGCCCGAGCCUGUGGCCUCAAGUGGGAAGCCGCGGAAGGGCAAGAGACAGGGCAGUCAGGCCAAGAAGAACGAGGCAAGCCCAGCCCCCCGGUCCCCAGCCAAUCUCGAGGCUCCCAGUGCCAAGGGCCAGACCCCCAGCUCCAAGCAGCCAGGCAAGGCCCCAGAGCCUCCCAAAGUGGGCAGCUGUGCAGAGGCUGGAGAGGGGAGCCGGGGGAGCCAGCCGGGAGCAGGCUGGGCUGGUAGCCCCAAAGCCGACGAGAAGGGCAGCUCCUGGCGAAACUGGCCAGGUGAGGCCAAAGCACGGCCUCUGGAGCAGGAGUCCAUGCAGCCCCCAGGCCCAGCAAGGCCACAGAGCUUGCCGCAGGGCAAGGGUCGCAGCCGCCGGAGCCGCAACAAGCAGGAGAAGACGGCCGCUUCCCUGGACGAUGUGUUCCUGCCCAAGGACAUGGAUGGGGUGGAGAUGGAUGAGACUGACCGGGAGGUGGAGUACUUCAAGAGGUUCUGUUUGGAUUCUGCAAAGCAAACUCGCCAGAAAGUUGCUGUGAACUGGACCAACUUCAGCCUCAAGAAAACCACUCCCAGCACAGCUCAGUGAGCCCCCUGCCGGGUCGAGCUGCUUCAGGGUGUCCUGAGACCCCAACUGCCAGCUGAAGGUCUACAGUUUCUUCCUCCACAUCCCUACCCACCUGCCCAAGAUCUCUCUGCUCCUCACCAUCCUGGACCAACCAAAAGUUGAACGGAUGCUGUGCCGUGCUGGGGCCCCUCAGGACCUCCACAGAGCCGCUUCCUGGUGCUACGCAGCCUCCUCACUCAGAGCCUGGGGGCUGGACUGGCUUGUGGGCCGGGGGCUGAUGGUACUGCUGGCCCAACAUUGCUCUCUUUGUGUUUGGUUUUGUUUUUGUUCUUGUUUUUCAAUUCUUUACUUUUGAUACUGUGAAGAUCUUUCCUGCAGAAAGAUAAAGCAACAUUUGGACACAGA
Molecule: messenger RNA, 4571 nt
Organism: Callorhinus ursinus (northern fur seal)
Lineage: Eukaryota; Metazoa; Chordata; Mammalia; Carnivora; Otariidae
Source: RefSeq, a predicted model, not a curated record